Molecule: messenger RNA, 429 nt
Organism: Colletotrichum navitas
Lineage: Eukaryota; Fungi; Ascomycota; Sordariomycetes; Glomerellales; Glomerellaceae
Exons: 3
Coding region: 1-429 (142 amino acids)
Source: RefSeq, a predicted model, not a curated record
AUGAUUGCCUUGCCUUGCCUUGCCUUGCCUUGCCUUGCCUUGCCUUGCCGCGGACUGCGUCUGCCCAUGUCUCUCUCUGCCUCUGCUUCUGUCUCGCUUUUCUUGCGCCUCUGUCUCAUUGCACCUCUACCGGAUCCUGGCCUUCUGUUAGGCCUGUCGUGCUGGUCCUUUAGAACAUCAGCCGAUGCGACCUCAUCGGUCGCCGCCAAGGUGCUAUGUCGUACACCCGCCGUGGAUGGUUCUCGCCCAGGGGUCGAUCCGGUAGGCAUCUUUCGGCAGUAUUGCUUCUUUGUGCCUGGUAUCCGUAUGCAUCUUGACAUGCGUCGAGAGCUCCACCUGGGACGAACGGCGUCCGAGUUCACUCCAGUCUCCAGGGUCCAACUCUGCGACUCCCUGCAACAUCACACCUGCACGAACAAAGUGUUUUAG